Messenger RNA from Alligator sinensis (Chinese alligator), 4343 nucleotides. RefSeq lists its product as uncharacterized. NCBI's taxonomy places the organism in Eukaryota, Metazoa, Chordata, Crocodylia, Alligatoridae. Gene Ontology annotation, biological process: Notch signaling pathway; protein ubiquitination. Bases 197 to 3655 code for a protein of 1152 amino acids. The record is from RefSeq and is a predicted model, not a curated record. Gene Ontology annotation, molecular function: RNA binding. The transcript is spliced from 6 exons.
GGAGGGCCGGGAGCGCUGGCCGCUUUCCGGGCCGGCCUCUGAGACACCCGGGCCGGCCGCUGUCCUCCCGGGCGCCCCGGCAGUGCCUCGGGCCUGGGCCCGGGGGGCUGUGUGUCCCGGCCAGCUCUGGCGCUGCGGGGUGGCGCCAGGCCGCAGGCACGGCACUGGGGCACGACCGCCUUUCGGAUCUGGCCACAUGGCUGGCCGUAUAGUGCGUGUGGGGGGCAUCCCGACAGACAUCCCACCAGAGAGUGUUGCUGACAAGCUCACCAUCCAUUUCCUGCGCACCCGCAAUGGUGGGGGUGAGAUCGCUGACAUCCAGAUCACAGCUGACUGCCCAGGCUAUGCCCUCAUCACCUUUGAAGAGGAGGAAGUGGCUCAGAGGGUCCUGAAGAUGGAGAACCACAUUUUAUCGACUGGUGGAAAGAAGUACCUGUUGAAGGUGACUGCGGCCUUAGCUGAGCCAAGCCCUGAUGAGAUAUUCGUGGGUGUUUCCAUGAUAAUCGACUAUGGGAAGUUCCCAGAUGGCAAAACCCUCCUGAGAAACCUGCGUAAGGACUACAGUAAUGUGCAGGUUAGCUUUGACCGCAGGGAGACCCUGUGCACCAUUAAGGGGCCCUUCAUGGAGAUGCAGGCUUUCAGCAACCAGCUGCUGCACAGCUUGAACCUUGGGGGCCACCCCACUGUGGAGAGCCGUUUGGCAGGAGCCUGCCAUGUGAGCAAGGUCCCUUACAUGUCUGAUUCUCAGCAAGGGUCCUGUUCCCCCCCACCAGAGCCACGGACAAAGAAACAGCCAAGUAGCAGCCAGGCAUGUGAGGAGGCUGCUGAACGCCCGCUGCACAGAGAGCCUGUGGAUGGAGAAGCUGUGGAGCAGCUGGAGGACUUCUCUUUGGUGAUGGACUCAGACAUCUACAUGUACAUGCAGAAGUUUUGCAGGGACCAGUACCAAGAGGUGCUGCGCCAGCACAAGGUAGAUGUGGUGGAUGUCAGCAGUGAUGGUGUCACUAUUCUGUACCUGCAGGCCUCCUCAGAGAAGCCUGGAGACAUAGGAUCCCUGGUGCAAGCCCGUCUGGUGCUGCUGCAACUCUACCAGCAGCUGGAAGUCAGUCUACGCAAGGAGAAGAUCAGCAAGAAGGAGCUGAGCGGUGACAGCAGAAUGUGGGGGGGGCUGCCAAGCAUCCUGCAGAAGCUGUACCCUCAGCUACUCUGUCAUGAAGAUGAGAAGCAUCUCUGUCUCAUAGGGAAUAUGGUUGACCUCUCCCUGGCCAAGCAAUACAUCCAGGAUCUAAGCACUAGGCUAGAGGCUGAACAUGUGCUCAAGACACCCAGUGCUUCCCUGGCCCCAAACCUAGCAGCCCUCCACAGAGUAGACAAGCCUGCACCUACUGCGGAUGUGUCCACUUCAAGGCUGAGGCCGGGCAGGUUGGAGCCAAAAGGAGAACACAAGCUGGCUGUGAACUUCAGUGUCCCAAAAGCCAUGUCCCUUGCCAGUGCAUGGCCCACAUUGGAUCGGAGCUCCCUGAUGGCAGGGCAGGGGCAACUUCCUGGCAGCUGGUUGAUGGAGGCCAAGGCUCUUGGCCAGAGCAGUCCAGCAGCACAGAACCAGCCAGCUGCAGAGGCUCAGCGGAAGGACAAGAAGGAACUGGAUCGAAUGAAGUCCAGUUCCCUGCGGGGAAGACCCAAGAACCUUAAUUUGGUCAGCAGCAACAGAGAAGGCAGCCCACAGGGAGGGCAGAGUCUUGGGAGCCUGACAAGCUCUGGUCCCGUAAAGCCCCUGCCCCUGAGCAGUAUGUCAAAUGCCUUCCAGUCCCUGGGCCUCUUUGAUACAACAGGGACCUGUUCUGCCUUGGACUCCAAACCCCUCUUAUCCAAAGGUACCCUAAGACGGUCCAAUAGCUUCUCCAUACCACAGUCAAAGGAAAGCAGCAAGCCCCAAGACCCCAGCCAGACAGCCAGGGGAGACCCUGGGGUGAUGGAGGAAAUUAGCUUGGACCCUCUGCACUGGGCAUAUCUGAAGGACGUGCACCAGUCUGCUGUUGAGGAGCUAUGCAGGGAGGCAGGCGUGCGGCUUAUGGAGCAAGGCAGCAGUGACUGUACUUUGCUGAUGCUCCAAGCUGAGGAUAGGACCAAAGUUCUCCAAGCCAAGUGGAAGAUGGAGUCUCUCUGUCUUCAAGUGUGUCCCAGUCUCAUCUGCCAGAGCCUGAGCUAUUCUGAACUUGAUGUAGAUGGGCCCAGCGAUGCGGCCCUGGCUAAACUAUGCAGUCUUCUGAAAGGCUGCUUGACUCAGGUGCAUCUCAGUAAAGACAGGUACAAGCUACAGCUCACUUGCCCAAAGGGGCUGCUACCAAAGGUGAGUGAGGUCUUCCAGAGAUUUUCUGCCUGGAGGCUGCAUGCACUGCACUCUUUGCCCCAAACUCCAGGGCUACGCAGCACUCGAGGCACAGAGUGCCCAGGCACCACCCAGGAGGGAAGCAGUCCAGACCCUCCACUGGGCAGCUUGGGAUCUCUGCAAGUGGGUUCGAAGCAGCUGGAGAUUUACAGUGACACUGAUCAGUCAGACAUGCAAGAGGGUGGCUCUGGGCAGAUUGGAGCUGAUGAAUUUGGACCAGAGAGUCUCAAGCGGAGCAUCCCGAAAGCCAGCAACUCCCAGCCAGUGUUGGGGCUGGGAGACCUGACCUACCAGCCUGAUUCCAGGGAUGGGCAGGGAGACGGUGGUCACGUUGACACCAGCUUAGCAGACAACCAGCACUUGAGCCCAAGGGACUCUCAGGACCUGCAGAAGGAGGAGAGGCCAGUGGGAGAGCUUGAGGUGGCCAGAGUAAAGCAGGUCCUGCCUGACAAAUUCCAGCUUACAAGAGACAGGAGCAGAGGAGGCCUCAGUGAGGAAGCAGGCAGCUUGCGGCCCCCUUUCCCCACAGUAGAUGGUGCCCCACAGUCCUUGCCUAUCUGGCUGUGCAGCUCUGUGAGUGCCCAGCCACCCCGGGCCAUGGGGGAGAGAUCCUCCAUGCUGCAGCCUGGAAGCCAGAAAGAGCCCUCCUCUAUAAUAGAACCUGGGGACACACAGGAAGAGCCCAAGGCUUCAGAGGUGCAGCCAAGGAGCCCCAGCUCUGGCGCUGGGCAGGAAGCAUCUCAGCACCAGCUGGAGACAUGUGACCAGUGCCAGACCUUGCGCACGACAACCUGUUGGGCUCCAGGCGGCCGCACCCUAUGCAGGGCUUGUUUUGCAGCACAGGACAGACUGCCCCUCUGCUCCAGUACCCCCUCCACAGCCAAUCAAGGGACCUUCAAGAUCAGCUCCCUGUCCCAGAGUCUGCCUGGCUUCUACCGUGACCCGACACUCAAGCUCGUCUACAACAUCCCAGAUGGGGUGCAGGGGGCCAAAGACCCCCGGCCAGGGAGGCCGUAUAAGGGGGGGCACUUCCUCGCCUUUCUGCCUGACAACCGGGAGGGGAAGAAGACAGCGCAGCUGCUGAAGAAGGCAUUUGAGCACGGGCUGACAUUCCAGAUCAGAUCUGAUGGCAAGGAAGAGAAAGUGACAUGGGGCCCCAUUCCUCACAAGACCUCCUUGGAAGGGGGCAAACCCAGGAAUGGCUACCCAGAUUCCCAGUACCUCAAGGAGGUCUGCAGGGUGCUGAAGAAUUUGGGCAUUGAGUGAAGCUCUCCACGCUAAGCUCCACAUCCUCCUUACCCAGCUGGAACAUCUCUGCGUACCAAAAGCUCUGGGCCCUACCCAAGCUUUCUCUUGCACCUACACCUUACAGCAGCCAGCAACCCCGAUCCCAAGGUUAAUUCCCAGCUCUGCAGUCCCCUCAUUAUUGCUGGAUGGAAACCAAUGCAGCUUGCAGCUCUAGCUGCCACCUAGACUUCUUACGUUAAGCAGUCAAAUAGUAGCCAGGCUCAUAAAGCUGGUUUUGUCAGCACCACAAAAUCUGAAGCUAUCCUCAGUUUCCAGAACUCCAGUAGUAGGCCCAGCUGGAUACAAAGACCUGACUGCAGCAAGGGAUGGGCAAGCAUUCACCUACCUGCUCUGCUCAUCUUUUUAAGAUGAAAUGCAGAACUGCAUUUGCCCUGUCUGGCCAGCAAAGUUGGGUUCCAGCUGGCUGGAAUAGUCAGACAGUACCAAGGCCCUGAAGCAGUGCAGUACUGUCAUGCACCUUACCUGUAAACUUGGGCUGACCUUUCCUUGAACAAACAUGACCUGAGCUCCCUGUCCCUCUCCAAUGCCAGGGACAGCAGCAAGCCCUGGACUCUGCAGAGGCAUGGUCCACAGACAGCUGUCUCCAUAGGACCAGGAUCCCUGACACUGGCAGUUGUAUUACAAACAAACAUGGCUUAUUCCUUUC